Sceloporus undulatus (fence lizard) is the source of this 6075-nucleotide messenger RNA. It is a transcript of the gene MYH11, whose product is annotated as myosin heavy chain 11. Gene Ontology annotation, cellular component: myosin complex. Lineage: Eukaryota; Metazoa; Chordata; Lepidosauria; Squamata; Phrynosomatidae. The record is from RefSeq and is a predicted model, not a curated record. Bases 110 to 5941 code for a protein of 1943 amino acids. Gene Ontology annotation, molecular function: ATP binding; actin filament binding; cytoskeletal motor activity. The transcript is spliced from 42 exons.
UAAGAAGCUUUGGUCUGCCCCAGGAGCUGCCAUCGCGGUGCCGGAUCCGGACUCUCAGUACACUUUCUCCUUUCCCCCCAAGUUGGACCCCUGUGCCCCUUGAGCCAAAAUGGCACAGAAAGGCCAGCUGAGCGACGAUGAGAAGUUCCUCUUUGUGGACAAGAAUGUGAUCAACAGCACGGUGGCGCAGGCGGACUGGUCGGCCAAGAAGCUGGUCUGGGUGCCCUCCGAGAGGCAUGGGUUCGAGGCGGCCAGCGUCAAGGAGGAGAAGGGGGAUGAGGUGCUGGUGGAGCUGGCUGAGAACGGGAAGAAGGUGACCUUCAGCAAGGACGACAUCCAGAAGAUGAACCCCCCCAAGUUCUCCAAGGUGGAGGACAUGGCCGAGCUCACCUGCCUCAACGAAGCCUCCGUGCUGCACAACCUCCGGGAGAGAUACUUCUCAGGACUCAUCUAUACUUACUCGGGCCUCUUCUGCGUAGUUGUGAACCCUUACAAGCAGCUGCCCAUCUACUCAGAGAAAAUCAUCGACAUGUACAAAGGGAAGAAGCGCCACGAGAUGCCGCCGCACAUCUACGCAAUCGCCGACACGGCCUACCGGAGCAUGUUGCAAGAUCGAGAGGACCAGUCCAUCCUUUGCACAGGGGAAUCGGGUGCCGGCAAGACGGAAAACACCAAGAAGGUCAUCCAAUAUUUGGCGGUGGUGGCCUCCUCUCACAAGGGCAAGAAGGACACCAGCAUCACGCAAGGGCCGUCUUUUGCUUACGGUGAGCUGGAGAAGCAACUCCUCCAAGCCAACCCCAUCCUCGAAGCCUUCGGAAACGCCAAGACCGUCAAGAACGACAACUCUUCCCGAUUCGGCAAAUUCAUCCGCAUCAAUUUUGACGUAACUGGAUACAUCGUCGGAGCAAAUAUAGAGACCUAUUUGCUGGAGAAGUCCCGCGCCAUCCGCCAAGCCAGAGAAGAGAGGACCUUCCACAUAUUUUACUAUAUGAUUGCCGGGUCCAGCGAGCAAAUGAAGAAUGACCUCCUCCUUGAAGGUUUCAACAACUACACCUUCCUCUCCAAUGGCUAUGUCCCCAUCCCUUCCCAGCAAGACGAUGAGAUGUUCCAGGAGACCCUGGAAGCCAUGGGGAUAAUGGGCUUCAAUGAGGAAGAGCAGAUCGCGAUGCUGAAGGUGGUUUCCUCUGUCCUUCAGCUUGGUAAUAUUGUCUUCAAGAAGGAAAGGAACACUGACCAGGCCUCCAUGCCGGACAAUACGGCUGCCCAGAAAGUGUGCCAUCUUAUGGGGAUCAAUGUGACGGACUUCACCCGGGCGAUCCUGACCCCGAGAAUCAAAGUUGGGCGAGACGUUGUGCAGAAAGCCCAGACCAAGGAGCAGGCUGAUUUUGCAAUUGAGGCUUUGGCCAAAGCAACGUACGAACGGCUUUUCCGCUGGAUCCUGACCCGCGUGAACAAAGCACUGGACAAGACCAAGCGGCAAGGAGCCUCUUUCCUGGGCAUCCUGGACAUUGCCGGCUUUGAGAUUUUCGAGAUCAAUUCUUUUGAGCAGCUGUGCAUCAAUUACACCAACGAGAAACUGCAGCAGCUUUUCAACCACACGAUGUUCAUCCUGGAGCAAGAGGAAUACCAAAGGGAAGGCAUCGAGUGGAACUUCAUUGACUUUGGUUUGGACCUGCAGCCUUGCAUCGAACUGAUCGAAAGACCAAACAACCCUCCUGGCGUCUUGGCUUUGCUGGAUGAGGAAUGCUGGUUCCCAAAAGCGACGGACACUUCCUUUGUGGAGAAACUGAGCACAGAGCAAGGCAACCACCCCAAAUUCCAGAAGCAAAAGCAGCUGAAGGAUAAGACCGAGUUUUGCAUCAUGCAUUAUGCAGGGAAGGUCAUCUACAAUGCAACUGCCUGGCUGACCAAGAACAUGGAUCCCUUGAAUGAUAAUGUGACGGCUUUGCUAAAUCAGUCUUCGGAGAAGUUUGUGGCAGACCUCUGGAAAGAUGUUGACCGGAUCGUGGGCCUUGACCAGAUGGCCAAGAUGACCGAGAGCUCCCUCCCAAGUGCCUCCAAGACCAAGAAAGGCAUGUUUCGGACAGUUGGGCAGCUCUACAAGGAGCAGCUCACCAAACUGAUGACCACCCUCAGGAACACCAGCCCAAACUUCGUCCGAUGCAUCAUCCCCAACCAUGAAAAACGGUCAGGAAAACUAGAUGCCCAUUUGGUGCUGGAGCAACUGAGGUGCAACGGCGUUUUGGAAGGGAUCCGUAUCUGCCGCCAAGGUUUCCCCAAUAGAAUUGUCUUCCAGGAAUUCCGCCAGCGCUAUGAAAUCCUUGCUGCAAGUGCCAUUCCAAAAGGAUUUAUGGAUGGGAAACAGGCCUGCAUUCUUAUGAUCAAAGCCCUGGAACUUGAUCCCAACUUGUAUAGGAUUGGCCAGAGCAAGAUCUUCUUCCGGACAGGUGUUUUGGCUCACCUUGAAGAGGAAAGAGACCUGAAGAUCACGGACGUCAUCAUCACCUUCCAAGCCCAAUCUCGGGGCUACCUGGCAAGAAAGGCUUUUGCAAAGAGGCAACAGCAACUGACCGCCAUGAAGGUGAUCCAGAGGAACUGCGCCGCUUACCUGAAGCUGAGGAACUGGCAAUGGUGGCGGCUCUUCACCAAAGUGAAGCCGCUGCUUCAAGUCACCCGUCAAGAGGAAGAGAUGCAAGCCAAGGAUGAGGAGCUGAAGUCGGUGAAGGAAAGGCAGAUGAAGGCCGAGAGCGAACUGAAGGAACUGGAGCAGAAGCACAGCCAGCUGACCGAAGAGAAGAACCAGCUCCAGGAGCAGCUGCAGGCAGAAACGGAGCUGUAUGCCGAGGCGGAGGAGAUGCGGAUCCGGCUGGCGGCCAAAAAGCAGGAGCUGGAGGAAAUCCUGCAUGAGAUGGAGGCGCGGAUUGAGGAGGAAGAGGAGCGUGGGCAGCAGCUUCAAGCCGAGAAGAAGAAGAUGCAGCAGCAGAUGCUGGAACUUGAGGACCAGCUGGAAGAGGAGGAAGCGGCAAGGCAGAAGCUGCAGCUGGAGAAGGUGACGGCAGAGGCCAAGAUCAAGAAGAUGGAGGACGAUAUUUUGAUGAUGGAUGACCAGAACAACAAACUUACCAAGGAGAGAAAACUGAUGGAGGAGCGGAUCAGUGACUUGACCACCAACCUUGCGGAGGAGGAGGAGAAAGCCAAGAACCUGACCAAGCUGAAGAACAAACACGAGUCGAUGAUCUCGGAGCUGGAGGUCCGGCUGAAGAAGGAGGAGAAGAGCCGGCAAGAGCUGGAGAAGGCCAAGCGGAAGCUGGAGGGGGACGCCAGCGACCUCCAUGAGCAGAUCGCCGACCUCCAGGCCCAGAUUGAGGAGCUCAAGGCCCAGUUGGCCAAGAAGGAAGAGGAGCUCCAGGCUGCCCUGGCAAGGCUUGAGGAUGAAAUAGGACAGAAGAACAAUGCCCUGAAGAAGAUCCGGGAGUUGGAGGCCCACAUCUCGGACCUCCAAGAGGACUUGGACUCUGAGCGGGCGGCCCGGAACAAGGCCGAAAAGCAGAAGCGGGACCUGGGAGAGGAGCUGGAGGCGCUGAAGACGGAGCUGGAGGACACCUUGGACAGCACUGCAACCCAACAGGAGCUCAGAGCCAAGAGGGAACAAGAAGUGACGGUUUUGAAGAGGGCUCUUGAGGAGGAGACCCGAACCCACGAAGCCCAGGUCCAGGAGAUGAGGCAGAAGCACACGCAGGCCGUGGAGGAGCUGACGGAGCAGCUGGAGCAAUUCAAGAGGGUCAAAGCCAACCUGGACAAAGCCAAGCAGGGCCUGGAGAAGGACAACGCUGACCUGACCAUUGAAGUACGGUCGCUCAACCAGGCCAAGCAAGAAGUGGAACACAAGAAGAAGAAGCUGGAAGGACAGCUGCAGGAGUUGCAGACCAAGUUCGCUGACGGUGAAAGGGUCCGGACGGAGCUCAACGAAAAAGUCAACAAGUUGCAGGUGGAGGUUGAAAACGUAACAGGGCUGCUGACCGAAGCGGAAAGCAAGACCAUCAAGCUCACGAAGGAUGUUUCGGCGUUGGGGUCUCAGCUGCAGGACACGCAGGAGUUGCUCCAGGAAGAAACGCGGCAGAAACUCAACUUGUCCACCAAGCUUCGCCAAAUGGAGGACGAGAAGAACAGCCUCCAGGAUCAACUGGAGGAAGAGAUGGAGGCCAAGCAGAACCUGGAGAGACACAUCUCCACCCUCAACGUCCAGCUCUCCGACUCCAAGCGGAAGCUGCAGGAGUACGUUGGCACCAUCGAAAGCAUGGAGGAGGGCAAGAAGAAGCUCCAGAAGGAGAUUGAGGGCCUGACGCAGCAGUUCGAGGAGAAAGCCGCUUCCUACGACAAACUGGAAAAAACCAAGAAUCGGUUGCAACAGGAGCUGGAUGACUUGGUGGUCGACCUGGACAACCAACGGCAGCUGGUCUCCAACUUGGAGAAGAAGCAGAAGAAGUUUGACCAGAUGCUGGCGGAGGAAAAGAACAUCUCCUCCAAAUACGCCGAGGAGCGCGACCGUGCUGAGGCCGAAGCCCGAGAGAAGGAGACCAAGGCGCUGUCUCUGGCCCGCGCUUUGGAGGAAGCCCUGGAAGCCAAGGAGGAACUUGAGAGAGCCAACAAAGCCCUGAGAGCCGAGAUGGAGGACCUGGUCAGCUCCAAGGAUGACGUCGGCAAGAACGUCCAUGACUUGGAGAAGUCCAAGCGCGCCUUGGAGCAGCAGGUGGAGGAGAUGAAGACUCAGCUGGAAGAGCUGGAGGAUGAGCUCCAGGCCACAGAGGAUGCCAAGCUCCGGCUGGAGGUCAACAUGCAAGCCCUCAAGGGACAGUUCGAGCGGGAUUUGCAAGCCAGGGAUGAGCAGAACGAGGAGAAGAGGAGGCAGCUCCAGAAGCAGCUCCACGAAAUGGAGGUGGAAUUGGACGAUGAACGGAAGCAGAGAGGUCUGGCCGCUGCGGCCAAGAAAAAGCUGGAGGUGGACCUCAAGGACCUGGAAGUCCAGGUGGACUCGGCCAACAAGGGCAGGGAGGAGGCCAUCAAGCAGCUGCGGAAACUGCAGGCUCAGAUGAAGGACUUCCAGCGGGAACUGGACGAUGCCCGUGCCGCCCGAGAAGAAGUCUUUGCCACGGCCCGGGAAAACGAGAAGAAAGCCAAGAACCUGGAGGCUGAGCUGAUGCAGCUUCAGGAGGAUUUGGCCGCUGCAGAACGGGCGCGGAAGCAAGCGGAGCAAGAGAAGGACGACUUGGCGGAAGAGUUGGCAAGUUCUGCCUCGGGGAGGACAAGCCUCCAGGACGAGAAACGGCGUUUGGAGGCAAGGAUUUCCCAGUUGGAGGAAGAGCUGGAGGAAGAGCAGGGCAACAUGGAGGCCAUGAGCGAUCGCUUCCGGAAGGCCGUCCAGCAGUCGGAGCAGCUGAACAACGAACUGGCGUCGGAGCGUGCAGCGGCACAGAAGAACGAAAGCGCCCGGCAGCAGCUGGAGCGACAGAACAAGGAGCUGCGGUCCAAACUCCAGGAGAUGGAAGGGUCUGUCAAGUCCAAGUUCAAGGCCACCAUCACUGCCCUGGAGGCCAAAAUUGUUCAGCUGGAGGAACAGCUGGAACAGGAAUCCCGAGAAAAGCAGACGGCCGCCAAGGCUCUGCGCCAGAAAGACAAGAAACUCAAGGAGGUUUUGCUGCAGGUUGAGGACGAGCGGAAGCAAGCAGAGCAAUACAAAGACCAGGCGGACAAAGGCAACGCCCGGGUGAAGCAGCUGAAGCGGCAGCUGGAGGAGGCAGAGGAAGAGUCCCAGCGGAUCAAUGCCAGCCGCCGGAAGCUGCAGCGGGAGCUGGAUGAAGCCACCGAGAGCAACGAGGCCAUGGGCAGGGAAGUGACCGCCCUGAAGAGCAAACUCAGAGGGAACCCAGAGCCUUCGCAAUGACUGAGCAGACGGGGCAACGAGCCGUCCUCCUUUGCCCCUUCGCGCCGAUCCGGCGGCGGCCGGCGGACCAUUGAAAACGCCGCUGAAGGGUCCGAGGAAGAAGUGGACGCCCGAGACGGAGACUUCAACGGAAC